This is a messenger RNA of Lycium barbarum (goji berry), 1952 nucleotides long. RefSeq names its product ninja-family protein AFP3-like. The transcript has 2 exons. The coding region runs from base 346 to 1662 and encodes 438 amino acids. Gene Ontology annotation, cellular component: nucleus. The record is from RefSeq and is a predicted model, not a curated record. Gene Ontology annotation, biological process: signal transduction; response to abscisic acid; negative regulation of DNA-templated transcription. NCBI's taxonomy places the organism in Eukaryota, Viridiplantae, Streptophyta, Magnoliopsida, Solanales, Solanaceae.
CUAUCUAUCUUGAGGCUUGUUUGAUUUGUUAGUAAUAUUUCAUUAUUCUUUUUCUCUUCCCUCUCAUUGCAUUCAUUACCUCCCAUAUUUUUCUUGAUUUUCUGCUGGGACUCAACAUUUUUCUCACCAAGAUUACAUUUUUCUUCCAUUUUUUUUUCUCUUUUGGUGGAUUUUUAACUAUUUUCUUGGUUUUCUUGCCACCCUUUUGAUUUGCCUUUUUUUUUUUCCUAGUUGGGAUUGUUAAGUGCAAAAUUUGGGUGUAAAAAGACUUGAUUUUUUAGCUUGUUUGAGCUAAUAUGCAGUUAAAGAUUAGAUUUUUCCAUUUGGGUGUGGCUAAAUUAGAUCAUGGAAGUGUUAAACAUGCAUGUACAUAUCAUAAUAGGUAAGUUUCAUAGUUUUAGUUUGGAAUUCUUGAUAAUAUCAUCUUUGGUGAGUUUAUGGUUUGCUAUGGGAGAUAAUAAUACAGAUGAGAAAAGGAAAAGUAGAAUGGAAAUGGAGGAUAAUAAUCUUUCCAGAAAUAGAAUUUCAAGGGAUUUGUUGCAAAGAUUCAUGGAGGGUAGUGGUAGUAGUAGCAGCAGUUUAGCUAAAUCUGUAGUAACAAAAGAGGAAAAAGAUGAAGGAGAAGUAGAGUUGAAUCUUGGUUUAUCAUUAGGAGGUAAAUUUGGUAUAGACAAGUAUACUAAUAAUAAUAAGUUGAUUAGGUCUUCUUCUGUUGCUUCUUGUUUACCAAUAGUUAGAGAUGAUAAUGAUGCUAUUGCAACACCACCAGUGUCUAAUUAUCCUACUUUGGUUAGAACAUCUUCUUUACCUGUUGAAACUGAGGAAGAAUGGAGGAAAAGGAAAGAGUUGCAAACUUUAAGAAGAAUGGAAGCUAAGAGAAGAAGAUCAGAGAAACAGAGAAAUUUAAGGAGUGAUAAAGAAAGUGGAGGAGGAAGUAGUGUUGUUGGUGGUGGUGGUGGAAGUAUGGAAGAUGAAAAGAAGGAAAUUGAGAUGAAUUUAAGAGGUAGAUUGGAUAAAGAACAGUACUUGGCGACCGCGAAAAGGUUUGGUUUAUCGGUAUCGCCAACGUUGGCUGCUGUAGCAAGGCAAGGUGGAGGUGGGAUAGAGUUGCCAAUGGGGAAAGGUAAAGGAAGUUAUUCAGGUAGUAACAUGCAAGGACAUGGGCAACAAUUGGGGUCACAAGGUUCUGUGGAAUCCCAAGGUGGUGGUGGUAGUUCUUCAAGUAUGUCUGAAUUGGAAAGUAAAAUUCCACAAGGGUCUGGCGAACUAAGCCCUGCCAGUAUCCAAUCAUUACAAGGAGGCGGGAGUCAAGAUGUUGGUUCGUCUGGGUCAAAAAUGAGAGAGGCUGGAAGCAGAAUGUCAGGAGGUGAUAUGGACAGUCCAUCUAAGAGGCUCGAGGCAGCAAAAAAUCGGGCCAAGGAAACUGGAGCAAACAUGUUAGAAAAUAUGCCAUGCGUUUUCACGAAAGGAGAUGGUCCGAAUGGUAGAAGAGUAGACGGAAUAUUAUACAGGUACGGUAAAGGGGAGGAGGUAAGAAUUAUGUGUGUUUGUCAUGGUAGUUUUCACUCACCAGCAGAGUUUGUCGAGCACGCUGGAGGCACCGAUGUUGCUCACCCUCUCAAGCAUAUAGUCAUAAACCCCAAUGCUUCUCCCUUGCUGUGACUGAUACCAGCAGAGUAGUAAGAAUCUCUUUCGUUUCCAUUUUUAUUUCUUUGAUUCCUCUUUCUUAAGAGUGAGAUAUAUGUAUCGACUCGUGCACGUCUUGGGUAGGGAUAUUGGGCUCAAGGAAAGAGUUCUGUAUGUGCAUUUUACGGAUUCUUUUUAGGAAAUUCAGAGGAAAUGAAUGUUGAAUGAUAUCAUGGUCCUUCCUUACUUUGGACCCUUUUGAUCCUUUACCAUAUGUUACCUUUACUUUAAACUGUACAUAUAUUGCAUAGUCAAAUCUUUAUCCA